Ustilago hordei is the source of this 1794-nucleotide messenger RNA. RefSeq lists its product as uncharacterized. NCBI's taxonomy places the organism in Eukaryota, Fungi, Basidiomycota, Ustilaginomycetes, Ustilaginales, Ustilaginaceae. The transcript has a single exon. Bases 1 to 1794 code for a protein of 597 amino acids. Gene Ontology annotation, molecular function: flavin adenine dinucleotide binding; oxidoreductase activity, acting on CH-OH group of donors. The record is from RefSeq and is a predicted model, not a curated record.
AUGGCACCCAAGCCUAACCCAGCAAGACCCGACACGGACCCUGUCCACGGUCAGACGGUCGAGAAGAAGCCUGCCAACCCCAAUCCCACGCCCUCUUCCUCGUCAGGCCCUUCAGCUCGUGAGCGUCUUGCGUCACUCGCUUCGCACCUCCUUCCUGGCGGCAACACCGAAUUCGACUAUGUCAUUGUCGGUGGUGGUACCGCUGGCGCUGUCCUUGCCAACCGCCUCACUGAGGACCACAACGUCUCAGUAGCUAUCAUCGAGGGCGGUCCUACCGAUGUCGGUAACGACAUGGUUCUCGACCUCAAGCGCUGGCUCGAGAUGCUUGGUUCCGACCUCGAUUAUGAUUACCCCACCGUGCCUCAGCCUCGAGGCAACUCGUUCAUCCGUCACUCGCGUGCGCGUGUCCUUGGCGGUUGCUCUUCGCACAACACACUCAUCUCUUUCCGACCUUUCAACGAGGACCUCGAUGACUGGGCCAACAACUAUGCUUGCCCUUCGUGGUCUGCCAGCACGGUGCAGCCUUACGGUGACCGUCUCAAGAUGAACAUUGUACCUGUCGCGCCGCAGCAGCGUAACCAGGUUGCUCGUGACUGGGUGCUCGCUUCGUCUCGCGCCACUGGCGCACCUGUGCUUGAGGACCUCAACGCUCACAUUGUCCACCGCGGAGGCUUCCAGAAGGCAGUCGGAUUCUUUGACAUUGCUUACGACCCAUACUCUGGUCAGCGAAGCAGUGCUUCCGUCGCUUAUCUCCACCCUAUCAUGCCACACGGUCCUUACAAGCGUCACAACUUGCACCUCUUCCUCGAGACGUGGGCAAACCAGCUCGAAUGCUCCCCUGAGGACUCAAGCAAGAUCACUGGUGUCAAAGUCACCACCAAGCAUGGUCUUAGCAAGACCCUCACUGCUCGUCGCGAAGUCAUCCUAUGCGCCGGUGCCAUUGACACUCCUCGCUUGCUUCUCCACUCUGGUAUCGGCUCCCGCAAAGACCUUGAGGCAUUGGGCCUGCCAUGCAAGCACGACAUUCCCGGAGUAGGCGAGAACCUCACCGACCACCCCGAAUCUAUCGUUAUGUGGGAAACCCGCGACACUCCCCCUGAGACCGUCAUGUCCUCUGACGCCGGUCUCUUCCUCCGAGUCCUUCCUAGCGAUGCUGAACCCAACCCACACCCCGGUCCCGAUCUCAUGUUCCACAUCUACCAAGUCCCUUUCGCCGAUAACACCGAACGUGUUGGCUAUGAGCGACCGAAACACGCCAUCUGUAUGACUCCCAACAUCUGCCGAUCUCAAGCGCGCGGCAAAGUCUCUCUCGCCUCUGCCAACCCCAAAGACAAGCCUCUGCUCGAUUUCAAAUACUUCAAAGACAAGGACCACUACGAUGAGCGUAUCCUCAUCGAAGGUGUGAAAUGGGCGAGGAAGAUUGCUGAACAGAGUCCUUUCAAGGAGCACCUCGUCAAGGAGGUUGCACCUGGACCAGCGAUUCAGUCGGACAAAGAUAUCGGAGAGUACGCAAGAAAAGUUGCUCACACUGUUUACCAUCCUGCAGGAACUUGCAGGAUGGGCACUCCUUCGCAGCAGCACGGUGGAAACGGCAAGGAUGCAAGUGUGGUGGUGGACGAGAAGGAUUUGAGGAUUGUCGGAUUGAAAGGUGUCAGGGUUUGCGAUGCAAGCGUGCUGCCAACACUGCCAACGAUCAACCCUAUGUUGACGAUUUUGAUGGUUGCUGAGAGAGCGGCUGAGUUGAUCAGGGACGAUGCCUGGGAGAACGGGCUUCGUAGGGCAAACUACCACUAG